This is a messenger RNA of Emiliania huxleyi CCMP1516, 641 nucleotides long. RefSeq lists its product as hypothetical. Lineage: Eukaryota; Haptophyta; Isochrysidales; Noelaerhabdaceae. Bases 280 to 543 code for a protein of 87 amino acids. The transcript has 6 exons. The record is from RefSeq and is a predicted model, not a curated record.
ACGCGCGGCUCGCUGCUGGCUGGCCGGUGUAUGACCCGCGGAGGGGAAAGGCGAAUGGUCCGAGGGUGUGGCGCCAGAACGAGGACGUCGCGCUCGGAUUUUGGAUCAGCCGCGGGGAGCGGCGGGGGCUGUUCAACGUGACGUGGGUGCGCAUCAACGACCGUGCCAUCAACAUGGCUUGCAUCUCGACCAAGGGCAUGUACCAGCGACCAGGCAAAGACACCAUCUGGGUCCACGGCGUUCCACACUCAGCCGAGAACUGCACUCGCUGGGUCUGGCAUGACAACUGCCGCGGGAAAGACGCCGACUCCCACUGGUGCCAGCAGUACAAGACCGCCGACCUCAACUUUGACGAUGCGCCGGUGCGCGCCGAGGACAGGAAGGCGCGCGGCUUGGCGCGUGGGCAGCCCGACGACUUGUGAGAGGGAGAGAGCUGUUGGUGCGUUUCAGCGCCGCGCCCGGAACGCAGCGGCCGGACGUUUGCUUCAUUGUCGGCUGAGGUGUCCGUGUCGGUGCGCGAUUGCAAGCGCGUGCGCGCGUUGAGUUGGUCAGUUGGAGAGCGUGGCGAGAGAAGCAGACGGGCUGGCGGCUGAGUCCACGGUCAGGGUGCCAGCGCGCAGCGCCCCGGGCCCCACCGUGUA